Messenger RNA from Drepanopeziza brunnea f. sp. 'multigermtubi' MB_m1, 1029 nucleotides. RefSeq lists its product as uncharacterized. Lineage: Eukaryota; Fungi; Ascomycota; Leotiomycetes; Helotiales; Drepanopezizaceae. Gene Ontology annotation, biological process: protein import into peroxisome membrane. Gene Ontology annotation, cellular component: peroxisome; peroxisomal membrane. The record is from RefSeq and is a predicted model, not a curated record.
AUGGAAACAAAGCCGGGUGAUCCAGAGGGUUCUACUGCGACAUCUGGCAAGACCAUACAGAAAGAUGCAGAAGCAAUAUCUAAGGACAAGGACCCCGCACCAAAGGAGGGAGCUCCGUCAUCUCAAGAUGCUUUCCCAGAUCCAGACGAGGAUGACCUGGACGAUUUAGAUGAUAUGCUUGAUGAGUUCACACCCACCAGACCAGAACCCCCCUCGCCAUCCUCCAAACCCACCACAGCACCCAAGAACCCAAUCGCAGACGGUAUCUCCGAUGAGGAAUUUGCAGUACAGUUGCAAGCCGGUAUGGCCGAGCUGAUGGGCGAGCUCGAAACCUCCCCGGACAUGCAGUCUCAACUGGCGCAGAUGCUUAAGGAGCUGGGCGGAGGGGCAGCUCUGGACAGCGCAGCCGGCCAAAGUUCUGCGGCUGGACCGUCUACCAAGAAGAAACCUGCGGCGAAGAAGGAGGAUGCUGGUAAAGCUGAACCGAGUUCCAGUGCGCCCGACGAGUCCUUCCAGGAGACGAUCAAGAAGACGAUGGAGCGCAUGCAGAACAGCGGGGAUCAGGCGACUGCGGCUGCCGCGUCAGAUAACACGGAUGAUAUCCUGGCGCAGAUGAUGAAGGCUAUGGAAUCCGGUGGACUAGAUGGCGAAGGUGGCGAAGAGGAAUUCUCGAAGAUGUUGUUGGGAAUGAUGGAGCAGUUGACUAACAAGGAAAUUCUGUACGAGCCGAUGAAAGAGCUGAAUGAUAAGUUUCCAGGCUGGAUGGAAAAGAAUGCCGCGACGGUCGAUGCAGCGGAUUUGAAGCGGUAUAGAGAGCAGCAGGUGUAUGUUAGUGAGAUUGUGAAAAGGUUUGAGACAAAGACUUAUAAGGAUGAGAAUGUGGCGGACAGGGAUUACAUUGUGGAGAGGAUGCAGAAGAUGCAAGCGGCUGGCUCGCCGCCUGCUGACCUUGUGGGAGAUAUGGCUUCUGCGCAAGAAGCUUUCGGGGGUCUCGACGGAGCUCCUGAAGAAGGAUGUCCGACGCAAUGA